Messenger RNA from Aspergillus sclerotioniger CBS 115572, 1298 nucleotides. RefSeq lists its product as uncharacterized. The transcript has 2 exons. The coding region runs from base 329 to 1180 and encodes 283 amino acids. The record is from RefSeq and is a predicted model, not a curated record. NCBI's taxonomy places the organism in Eukaryota, Fungi, Ascomycota, Eurotiomycetes, Eurotiales, Aspergillaceae. Gene Ontology annotation, cellular component: mitochondrion.
CAGGGCGUUAUCGCGUCAUCACAACUCACCGAUAAGCGUCUAUCGCGGAGCUGAACGAGUUAUCCCAGGCUCAAGGGACCCCAACUGACCCUCUUGGAAUAAAACAUGUGCAGCCAAAAACGCCGCCAGGCUCUGGAGCCUGUCAUUGACCUUGAGCCACGCUUGUCUGGGGCAUGUUCAACGGUGGAUGGAAUGAGAGGUCUUCCCCAAAGCCCAUCAGAAGAACUCGGCAGGAGAAGAUUAUUUCUUGAUUGACACGCCCAGAAAGCGCGCUGUAUCUAUAUAAGCGGACGGGCGUCUGAAGCAACCCAGUGUCGCGAAGCCCAAAAUGUCACCAGAUCGUGUCAAAGCGCAGCCAUUACACACCGGUACCUGGAAUAAUAACUACUCGAGACAGCUAGCUGGAGACUUUGUCGCAGGGUCGCUAUCUGCGACUAUCAUUGCUCCUGUCAUUACUGUCAUUGAUCGGAGUGUUGUUGAAAGGCUUUCCUCGAAUCAAUCGCUUCUGAGUACACUCCGCACACACGCAAUUUGUUCCAUCCUCGAACCAAGAAAGUUUUAUAUUUCCAGGCCAUUCUUCAUUGCCUGGUCUCUUUACGCAGCAACUUAUGUCACGGCGAAUGCCACCGAUACGAGCCUCAGCCAUUUCCCCAAAAUAGCAGAGAAGUCAACGAUUGCCAACAUUGCAGCAACAUUCAGCUUCCUCCCAACCUACGCUGUUAAUGUGUCCAUGGGGAUUCUGAAGGAUAUAAGGUUUUCCCAGAUCUAUGGCGAUCCAAAAACCAUCCACAAACGACCGCCUUCGAUUCCUCGUGCAGCAUAUAUGGCCUUUCUUCUCCGCGAUAGCAUCACAAUCUCCAGCUCGUUUACCUUGGCCCCUCAGGUGGCCUCGUUCAUACCAGAUUGGAUCACUACCGACCUCCAUGCCAAGAGGACGAUCACCCAGCUCGCAUUGCCCGCUCUGGUGCAAUAUUUGAAUACACCACUUCAUAUGAUUGCGUUGGACUUGAUCGCCCGUCCGCAAGUGGCCACCAUGGCAGAGAGAUCGGCUCUGAUACGAAGCGGCUGGGUUCAAUCAUCGUCGGUGAGAGCAGCGAGAACUCUGCCGGCUUUCGGGGUUGGCUGUGUAGUGAAUGCAGAUCUGAGAGCCCUCUUUCAUGAACAGUGGAUGAUUAGAUAGAGAAAAUACAAAAAUAUCAUCUGCAUCUGCGGGAUAACAACAGACAAGGAUGCUUCCUCCAGCGACGUAUAGGGGCAGCGCCAGCAGAGGAUCGUCAUCAGCAGACCAACUCACUACC